Lobosporangium transversale is the source of this 645-nucleotide messenger RNA. RefSeq lists its product as hypothetical. The record is from RefSeq and is a predicted model, not a curated record. Lineage: Eukaryota; Fungi; Mortierellomycota; Mortierellomycetes; Mortierellales; Mortierellaceae. The transcript has 2 exons. Bases 1 to 645 code for a protein of 214 amino acids.
AUGCAUCAAGAAAAAAAUAAUGGAAACGGCGAUUUCAUCAAGGUACUUAUUAAUAGGUUCCUUGGCACAGGCGAUAGCGAUCCUGAUCGUCAAAAUGGCCCAAGGGCAGUAGCACGCGAUAAUUCUGGCGAUCUCGCUUUGAUGGGACAACAAACAUCUACCGGGGAGGAGGACAGCAUCAAAAGAAGACAAUUCAGUAUCGCAAAUUCGCCAAAUAGGAAUAGUAUCCUGGAAGACAAUGUGGUAUUGAGGCAGUUCAUCAACUCACAGUUUGACAAGAAAAGAAUUGGGGAAAGCAUUGUGAGAUUACGAGACUAUGUCAUCUCUCAGGUUUAUCAGGAUAGAAGUGCGCCAGACUUGUCGUCAAUGCAGACACCUGAAGGGUCUUGGCCAUGGAAAGAUGAAUUGUUCUCGUAUAUGGGCCUCAUUCCUGCGAUUGUUGCAGCUACAAUGGAGAUCCAAGACACAGAAUCACUCUCGGCGACAAUUGCAGCGACAGUUGUAGUGAUAAGGUACUUUAAAUCUAUUGAAGGGGAAAAUGGCGGCCUAUGGGUUUACACGUAUCGAGCGUCCAGCUGGCUGGCAGAACAAAUAGAGCCAAGCCAACUUGCAACCCUCUUGGAUCAAGCCGGUGAUCUAUUUUAA